Messenger RNA from Pyricularia oryzae 70-15, 1485 nucleotides. RefSeq lists its product as uncharacterized. The transcript has 2 exons. The record is from RefSeq and is a predicted model, not a curated record. The coding region runs from base 276 to 1007 and encodes 243 amino acids. Lineage: Eukaryota; Fungi; Ascomycota; Sordariomycetes; Magnaporthales; Pyriculariaceae.
AGAAAUCCGAACGACCAAAAAUUCCCUGACUUCAGUCUAGAACGGCUCAUGCUAGGACGACGCGGUACAGAAAAAAAUAAAGUAGUCUCAAGCUUUAGCAAAAGUCUGCUGCUUUACCGCUGGGUCUAGAGUUAUCCUGAGUCACGAAGGGUCAACGAACAGACAAUUUUGUCUCGUAUUCUGCGACACUUUAGCUCAGCACUGAAAGAGGGGACCACCAACAGGAGCCUUUCGUUGUGUUCUGAGCAGAAUCCCUCACGUGACGCCCCUGGAACAUGCCGCCAUCAAACAAAAGGAGUCGCGACGGAGCCAAGAGCGGCCCGUACACUGCUCAACAGCCAGCAGCAAAACGAGCCCGUCUUGGUCUACCUGUGGACCCGGCAAAUCUCCCUGAUGGACCGUGGAAAAGGAAAUUGACCAAGGUUAAGAAGGAACUCUUUCAUCAAAAAAAGGUAGAAAAACAAUACGCCAAGGUCAAAGCCCGGUACCAGCGACAAAAGGAAGAGCAGAAAAAGGUCGCCGCAGGCGACGAAAUCUACGUUCACCCGGACAGGCAGGUUCAUGCAGCAGCCACUGUAGGCGAGCAAGGUACAUCUAGCGAGGACGGCACCGUCCAAGCCACGGAAGAGCUUCCUGCAGCUGCAGCUGCAGCGACGUCGCCACCACCACCCGACGCGACGGCAGAGGACCCAGUCGUCCACAAGGGCAAACCUCGGGCGGCACCAACCGACAGCCGGCAGCGGCGUGGGAAGCCGGCCUACUUCCAAAAGGAGCUGGCCGAGGCUGAGGAGCACAAGAGGGCCGCUGCCGAGCGCGAGGCGCAGGCCAAGGCCCGCGAGGAAGAACGCGCCCGCAAGACGGCGGAGCGCGACCGGCUACGCAAGGCCAUGGCAAAGGCUAGGAAGCCAUCGGGGAUGCCUGGCCGACAUGGCGGCAGGGUGAAGCUGGGCCGCGAGAGUGGGAUUUUACUCGACAAGGUUAAGAAGAUGGUGGGUCAUAACAGGUGAAAAAGAAAGGGGAGAGAGAGCAGCAGGCGAACAUCGUGUGAUGAUAAGAAGUCCAUGCUCAUUUAUAGUAGAACUUACUGGGGUGUGGGGAUGGCCAUCCAAUUGCUUCGAUACCCCAUACUAACCAAAAGCUCAUGGUACCAAUACGUUUGACUUGAUGGAUAGUGUAAGUGCUUCCAACAGGCGGUGCACUACCCGCGGCAUAUUAUUCAUCCGGCGUCAAGAUGCCUGAUCAUGAUCUUUGAUAUCUGAUCCUUUGCUUGCCUUGACUUUUCUGAAUAAUCCCUUUAUUUGAACCAUGGCCAGGUGCUGGUCAUGAAAGAGGACUAGAGCUCUCCAAAACGCCGACCGGGUUGAUUUGUAUAUACAAACUGCUAGCCUGAACGACCUAACAAUGAAAUUCGGGUAUCUGUCCCCAUACUACCUGCAAUGGAGAAGCAAACGAAGGGGAGGCAUAAAUGUGAGACAAAGUAUGAAG